UUCAAGCAAAGGUCCAUUCGAAGCUCACCGCAAUGAGCAAAACUUCGAAACUUAACGCGAUGCUCAGGCGAUGCUGCAGCAUGGCACAUUACGGGUUUAGGGUCAUGGUUUGGGCUAUACGCGCAGGAUCUCAGACGUCCUGUACCAUAUAACAAGGAGUUCAACCUCCUUCGUCGACAUGGCCAUCAUUCCCUUUCCUUCUUAGAAUCUUCACCAGACUGUUCGCCUCGGUUCAACUGAAAUGGGUAACUUCCUGGAAGACCUUGUGCACCAGGUGAUGGAUAUCACCUUGGAGGACGAUGACCAAAGGGCACUCAAGGCAAAAUUCCACAAGUUGAAGCGAGAGGUCAUCAACGAUGUCCGCGACAUUUUCCCCCACGGACAGAUAACUCCGCCGACACUGGGCAUCAAAGGCAUUAGAGUCAAGCUUCCACCCAAAGAUCCCAACGACACGAGUGGCCCAGAUCUCCCGGGCUCUUCCAGUACAUCUGCGAUUCCCGAGGUUAUAGGCAUAUUCAAUGCAUAUGUGCAAAAUGAACUGCCUACAUACCUCAUUUACGUGCCAGACAAAAGGCUUGUCGGCCGCAAUGAAGUGAAGCGGAUGUUCCGCAAAGACGUCGCCUUGAUCACGGAGGAGGAUAUCCACAGCCGUCUUGUCGUUUUAAGGGAAUCGUGCCAUACAGCAGAGAGGCAGGACGCGAUCAGGGAUAUCGUCAAGGAUACUGUGAAAUUUGCUGUCCUCUCGCACCGUUGGCUGGACAGCGGCGAACCCACCUUCUACGACAUCUUAAAAUCCUUUAAACCGUACGGUUAUGAGAAACUCGUGAAAUUUUGCGAGAAAGCAAGCGAGUUCGGGUGCCGAUUAGCAUGGUCCGAUACGUGCUGCAUCAACAAGGACAGCAGCACCGAACUCGAAGAAGCCAUCCGGUCGAUGUUCAAGUGGUAUCGUGAUGCCCAUGUAUGCAUCGCAUACCUCUCUGAUACCACCUCGAUCGACGAUCUCCACGAAGAUGUAUGGUUCACCCGUGGGUGGACUCUGCAAGAGCUGCUCGCACCAUGGAGGAUGAAGUUUUACGUCGGGAACUGGCAGCCGCUCACCAGCGACCUCAAUGACAAGGAAAAUUUUGAGGUCAUAGCUGCGCUCUCGCGCGCCACGAGGAUACCUCUCGAUGACCUACGUCAUUUCCGGCCAGGCGUACGCAACGUCCACGAGAAAAUGAUGUGGGCUUCCACUCGGACAACUACACGUAUCGAAGAUGAAGCUUACUCCCUCAUCGGAAUCUUUGAUGUGAGCAUGAUGGUAGCAUAUGGAGAGGGAAAACGGGCGUUUUACAGGCUGAUGGAAGCUAUCAUUCGCAAGUGCGAAGAAUGGCAGAUCUUCGCUUGGGCGGGAACAAGUUCAUCCGACAGUGCUGCAUUCCCAGACUCGCCGCGAGGUUACUGUCCCCUUAAUUCAGUAGACAGCAACGACGCUCUUCUGCCAUCCACAGUGUGGCGCGGCGAUCAGAACAUCGCCAUGACGAAGCGCGGGUUGGAAAUUAAAGUACUCCUUGUUGACUUGUCAGAACAGGAGGCGACCGUUCACGAGAAGAUUGGCACCCAGGACGUCCAAACCGAUGCGUACUCCAGCUAUACUGCAGGAGUCGUGGACUACUGGUGCUACGAUACGAGUGGAGAUGGCAUUCUCCAGCCAGAGCAGGAGCAUCUCUGCGUGUUGCUUCGCCCUGACCCUCAUAACCCAUAUGCUGGUUGGCGCAAGAUUACGACACCUAACCUUGUGACCAUACGCACAGAGAGCAAGUUGCGGAGGACUCUGACGCCGGUUUGGCUGUAGAACAAGUACACGGCCUCACGGAUGGAAUGAUCAACUCCUUUCCUGUGCUCCGGGCUACUCGGGAGGUGACACGUGUAUAAGACUUGACGUGCAGAAAUUGAGUGAGGAGCUUUACUCCUUUGUGUCCUCACUAAAUUCUACGGCCCAUAUCACCAUCAAAGUACAUUAUAGAUAUAUUUUUUUUCGAAUUCUCUCUUUGAUUUUCCCAAUCACUUCGAUCUAACCUUUUACCAUUUCUUCUCGUUGCGUGCAAUGACAGCUCACGGCCUCAGGCCGUUGUGUUACAUCGUCUCACUGC
Molecule: messenger RNA, 2132 nt
Organism: Suillus subalutaceus
Lineage: Eukaryota; Fungi; Basidiomycota; Agaricomycetes; Boletales; Suillaceae
Product: heterokaryon incompatibility protein-domain-containing protein
Exons: 4
Coding region: 242-1834 (530 amino acids)
Source: RefSeq, a predicted model, not a curated record